Molecule: messenger RNA, 2142 nt
Organism: Helianthus annuus (common sunflower)
Lineage: Eukaryota; Viridiplantae; Streptophyta; Magnoliopsida; Asterales; Asteraceae
Product: protein FAR1-RELATED SEQUENCE 5-like
Exons: 8
Coding region: 1-2142 (713 amino acids)
Biological process (GO): regulation of DNA-templated transcription
Source: RefSeq, a predicted model, not a curated record
AUGGAUCCACACAGUAGUAAUGCUCGAAACAUAGAUGAUAUUGAAUUUGAAGAUGUCGAGGUCAAUGCCGGUCAUGAUGCUGCAGAGCAAUAUAGGAAUCCGACAUCAGACAACCACGUUCUAUUAGACGAUGAUGAAAGAUUGUAUAUUACUGAGGUAGCUUCAUCAUGUGUUCCUGUUAUCGGAAUGGAAUUCUCUUCCAUAGAGCAAGCAUAUGUUUUUUAUCAGAAAUAUGCCAAGAAGGGGGGAUUCUCUGCUCGAAAAGGGGGUGAACAUCAUGUUGGUGGUAUUAUCAAGACUAAAUACUUUGUGUGUUCAAAGGAGAGGCAUAAACCACAGGAAUUUGAUGAUCCUUAUUCGAAGUUGUCUAAGCCAUAUAAACGUAGGAACAGACCGACUAUUCGAACCGGAUGUAAAGCACAAAUUAAGCUUUGUUCGACGGAUGGGGUGUUGUAUAAGGUUGAUAAGUUUGUUCAGUCGCAUAAUCAUUCAUUCGUGUGCCCCAAAGAUAUGCAUUUAUUACCAGCUUAUAGACAUCUUUCCGAAACACAAGAAGAGAUGAUAUGGGAGCUUGGUACAUUGAAUCUUGGGCCAGUGAAAGCCUUCAAUAUAAUGAGACAAAGAUACGGAGGUUUUGAAAAUGUUGGCACAACUAAAGACGAUUUCAAGAAUUUUAGAGCUAAGAUACAUAGCUAUAUCGGAGAGUAUGAUGCAGAUAUGGUUAUCAAUAGGUUGACCGAUAAAAAGCAGUUUACGGCUGAUUAUUCAUUCGUUCAUUCAGUCGAUGAAAACAAACGAUUAACUGGCCUGUUCUGGGCCGAUGGGUAUAAAAUGGUUUUUGUACCUUUUACUGGUAUUGAUAACCAUUGUCAGAAUGUGACGCUUGGAGCCGGGUUGCUAGCAUCCGAAAGCAUUGAAUCAUACAAGUGGCUUUUACAAUCAUUUUUGGACUCAUUUGGUAAGCAGCCGAAGGUGGGACAUGAGUUGUGUAACAACAAAGAGUUCAAGAGAUGUAUGUGUGAUAUUGUAUGGACUGAUUCGAUUGCGCCAGAAACGUUUGAGAGAGAAUGGAAGCUGAUAAUGAUUGAAUUCGGUCUAAUCGAGAAUAAAUGGAUUGAUGAUAUGUUUGGCAUGAGAUCUUCAUGGAUUCUAGCUUUCUAUUGUUAUGAGCCUAUGUCUGGGCUUACGCGGACCAUCUCCAGAUCAGAGAGCGAAAACCAUUUUUUCUGUCAAGUGGCGAAUUCUCAACUUACCCUUGUUGAGUUCUUUAACCAUUUUGAUGGUGCAAUGGACGUGCAAAGAUUCAACCAUCGGAAGAAUAACCAUAUAUCUAGAAAUGCAACCCCAGAUAACUUUUCCGAAUCUACUUUAGAGGUUGAUGCUAUGAAAAUUUACACCAGGUCAAUUUUUGCUGAUCAACAGCCAGAGUUACAAGGAACACUGUCCGAGUGCCUUCCUAUGGAGACUAAAAUUAAGGAACCGUUUUUGAAGAUAAGUAUGAAGGAUUGGAAAGCCCACGGCGAUGGUUUAUUAGAGGUUUGUUUCAAGAAAGGGGAGGACAUGUUCAAAGUGAAAGAAAUUCCCAACAAGUACGUUAUGAGGAGAUGGACCAAAGAUGUGGUACCGAAUGAUCUAAAUAAUACAUUUGAUUUAAGUGUUGAUGAUAAUGAUGCACAUAAAAAGGCCAAAGAGGUUGCGUAUGAGAUAAUGCAGACCGGAGAGUAUCUUAUUGGUAACUUGAUGAAAUAUUUUGAUCAUCUACUUAUAGUCAGGGAUCGGAUGAGGGAGAUGAAAGAAAUGGUUGAUGAACUUCGCAUAACCAAGCCCAUUGACCCUAAGUUUGAUAGAUAUUCAAGGUUAAUCGGUUACAAGAAACCGAACACUGAUGCUCCACCUACAGGUAAAGCUAGUGCUGCCGAUAAGAAUGCCGGUAAGAAGGGGAGGAAAAGAAGAGCAAUACAGUUAGAGAAUGAUCCUGGUUUAGUUGACGAAGAGGACAAGGAGGUAGAAACUGGUGAGGAAGAGGAGGAGUAUGAGGAGGUUGACGAAGCAGAUGAUAGUGAUUCUGAAUGGGAAGACGAAUGCGUGAUUAAUCAUAACUAUAAACGACUAUCUGAAUCGGAGAUCUCAAAUGACCAUUAA